Lepus europaeus (European hare) is the source of this 6844-nucleotide messenger RNA. RefSeq names its product thrombospondin type 1 domain containing 4 (gene THSD4). The record is from RefSeq and is a predicted model, not a curated record. Lineage: Eukaryota; Metazoa; Chordata; Mammalia; Lagomorpha; Leporidae. Gene Ontology annotation, biological process: extracellular matrix organization. Bases 152 to 3109 code for a protein of 985 amino acids. Gene Ontology annotation, molecular function: metalloendopeptidase activity. Gene Ontology annotation, cellular component: extracellular matrix. The transcript is spliced from 18 exons.
UUCUGAGCGACUCCUAGAAGUGGGGCUGCAAGGGGCUUCAGGGAGGAGGCGACCCACCCCUGUUCCUCCAGCAGGCGUCGACACCGCUCGGGACCACAGAGCAUCGGCAGCACCUCCCAGGAGCCCGGCUUGCCGGGGACGCGGCGGCAUCAUGGUCUCCCACUUCAUGAGGGCUCUCAGAGUCCUGGGCUCCCUCCUGCUGCUCGGGCUCCCGCUCAUCUGUCCGCAGUCCUCCAUGGACCACAGAAAGGUCCCACAGCGGAUGGCCGCGGCGGCUGAGGCCGCCCCAGAGGACAGCGGCGGCGCCCCGGGCGUGUGGGGAGCCUGGGGCCCCUGGUCCGCCUGCUCGCGCAGCUGCAGCGGCGGCGUGAAGGAGCAGACGCGGCCCUGCCUGCCCAGCCCGGCCCGCGCCCCGACGCGUGCCUUCGCGGGCCGCGUGCUGUCGGCCGUGCGCACCUCAGUGCCGCUGCACCGGAGCCGCCAGGAGCUGCGCGCCGCGCCCGGCCCCGACGCCGGCCGCCAAGGACCCGCCGCGCUGCGAGGCAGCCGGCACUCGCAGGCCCUGCGCGGCGGCGGAGCCCCAGCAGAAAGAAGGGGCAGGACGCACGGCGCCAUCGGCCCCGGCAGGUACGGCUACGGCAAGGCCCCGUACAUCUUCCCGCUGCAGAUGGACUCCACGCAGCACCCACCGCAGAGGCUGCGGAGACAGAGGCCCCCUUCCGGCCAGGCCAGGGCCCAGGCUGCAGCGGCUCCAGGGCCUGGCUACGGCCCAGCGGCCCAGCAGGGCCCCCAGCAUGCGCCCGGCUACCACGGUGCCCGCGGCCCUCGCUUCGGGCUGCAGGCCCCCGAGGCCUCCAGCUACCAGCUGCCUUUGACCCAGGACCAGGGCUUCCCUGCAGCUUCAAGUCUCUUCCAAAGCCCAGAAACGAGCAGCAGCCAUGGCGCGGGGGCUCCUGGCACAGCUCAGAGCUUCCUGCAGCCUCCCCGCUCCACCGCCAUCUCCUGCAUCGGCGCCUACCGGCAGUACAAGCUGUGCAACACCAAGGUGUGUCCAGACAGCAGCAGGAGCAUCCGGGAGGUCCAGUGCGCGUCCUACAACAACAAGCCGUUCAUGGGCCGGUUUUACGAGUGGGAGCCGUUCGCAGAAGCAAAGGGCGACCGCAAGUGUGAGCUGAACUGCCAGGCCAUCGGCUACCGCUUCUACGUCCGGCAAGCAGAGAAGGUCAUCGAUGGCACCCCCUGCGACCAGCACGGCACGGCCAUCUGCGUGUCUGGGCAGUGCAAGAGCAUCGGCUGUGACGACUUCCUGGACUCCGACAAGGUGGUGGACAAAUGCGGGGUGUGUGGCGGAGACAACUCGGGCUGCCAGGUGGUGUCUGGCGUGUUCAAGCGGCCACUCACCAGCCUGGGCUACCACCGCGUCCUGGAGAUUCCCCAGGGAGCCACGAAAAUCAACAUCACCGAGAUGCACAAGAGCAACAACUACCUGGCCCUGCGCAGUCGCUCCGGCCGAUCCAUCAUCAACGGGAACUGGGCCAUUGACCGGCCCGGGAAAUACGAGGGCGGAGGGACCAUGUUCACCUACAAGCGUCCCAACGAGAUCUCCAGCACAGCCGGAGAGUCCUUCCUGGCCGACGGCCCCACCAACGAGAUCCUGGAUGUCUACAUGAUACACCAGCAGCCCAACCCCGGCGUGCACUACGAGUACAUCAUCCGGGGCACCAACGCCAUCGGCCCGCAGGUGCCGCCGCUCAGGAGAUCAGGGCAGCCCUUCAACGGCCAGCUGGUGACAGACGGCAGGAGCCAGGACGAGGGGGAGCAGGAGCGGAGCGAGGAGACGGAGGACGUGGGCAGCCCCGACAGCCCGGUGCCCCCAGCACCGCAGCCGCCACGGCGGAGCCAGGGGCACAGGUGGAAGCAGCUGGGGAUGAUGGAGUGCUCAGCUACCUGCGGGAAAGGAUCGCGGUCACCCAUCUUCCGCUGUGUGCACAGAAGCACGCAGGAGGAGGUCCCCGAGAGCUACUGUGACGCCAGCGUGAAGCCAAGCCCCGAGGCCGAGCCGUGCAACAUCUUCCCCUGCCCGGCCUUCUGGGACAUCGGCGAGUGGUCGCAGUGCAGCAAGACCUGUGGCCUAGGCACGCAGCACCGGCAGGUGCUGUGCCGCCAGGUGUAUGCCAACCGCAGCCUCACCGUGCAGCCCUACCGGUGCCAGCACCUGGAGCGGCCGGAAACCGCCAGCACGUGCCAGCUCCAGAUCUGCAGCGAGUGGCACAUCCGGGCCGACUGGACCUCGUGCUCAGUGCCCUGCGGCGUGGGGCAGAGGACCCGCGACGUGAAGUGCAUGAGCAACCUCGGGGACGUGGUCGCCGACGAGGAGUGCAACGUGAAGCUGCGGCCCAGCGACAUCGAGAACUGCGACAUGGGGCCCUGCGCCAGGAGCUGGUUCCUCACCGAGUGGAGCGAGCGGUGCUCGGCGGAGUGCGGGGCCGGAGUGCGGACACGCUCAGUGGUGUGCAUGGCCAACCACGUCAGCAGCCUGCCCCUGGAGGGCUGCGGGGACAACCGGCCAGCCGAGGCCACCCCGUGUGACAACGGGCCCUGCACGGGCAAGGUGGAGUGGUUCGCGGGGAGCUGGAGCCAGUGCUCGGUGGAGUGCGGCCCGGGGACGCAGCAGAGGGAGGUCAUCUGCGUGAGGAAGAACGCGGGCAGCUUCGAGGUGCUGGAGCCCUUCGCCUGCUCCUUCCUGGAGCGGCCCCCGAGCCGGCAGGCCUGCCACCUCAAGCCGUGCGGCGCCACGUGGUUCAGCACCGAGUGGAGCAUGUGCUCCAAGAGCUGCCAGGGUGGCUUCCGGGUCCGGGAAGUGCGGUGCCUGUCGGACAACAUGACCCUGAGCAACCUCUGCGACCCUCAGUUGAAACCAGAAGAGAGAGAGACCUGUAACCCCCAGGACUGCGUCCCUGAAGUUGAUGAGAACUGCAAGGACCAGUACUACAACUGCAAUGUGGUGGUGCAGGCACGCCUCUGCGUCUACAGCUACUACGAGACCGCCUGCUGCGCCUCCUGCACCCGCGGGGCCCACCGGCAGGCCGGCGUCCUGGGGAGCAGAUAAUCCCGCAGCCCCGUGAGCUGCUGGCCCAGAGCCCUGACGGCCAGCUCUGUCGCCACCUUGUCCUCAGUGAAGCAUCCACAGGGCUCCCAGGAGCCUGUGCGCAGGAUGCUCUAAGCCACCAUGGGUCCUUGUGGUGUCCACCCUGUGCACUGUCAACCCCUCCCUGCCUUUGGACCUGGCACCAGCCCGUGAUGCUCUCGGAAAACCACGCAGAGGGACGCGCCUGCCACUCUCGCCCAGACCCCAUCCCGGCACUUCCUGAGCUGGCAGAAGGGCCAGGUCACUGCCUCACCCGUGCUCCUGGUCUUCAGCACCCCUGCAGGUGGGAGGAGGCGGUGCUUGUCCAGAGCCCGCUCUGCUCGGCCGCGUUGCCUGCUUCCCUCUGCCACUUCAGCCCGGCUGUGCCUCUGCCGUGUCCAGGGCGUUGCGCUUUCUGCCUUAAGACGCAAGCAGCUCGUGUUGAUCCCACGCUUCAGUGUUUAGUAGGUGCCUCAGAGAGUAGCCCUUGAGCCACUCACCGCUCCCAGAAUGGGAGCAGGCACAGAUAAUCACCCCAUCUUACUGACCAGGAAACUGAGGCCCAACUCAGGUAUUGCCCUGUCAGGUGGAGUCACCCGUUCAGUGGUGUCCCCUGCCAAGGUGAACACUGGUGACCUCAUCCCACUCCUCCUCCAGGGCCUGCCCCGAAGCCGCAGGUGUGCGUUCAGAAACCUGCAAAACGCCCCUUGCACAGACAAAGCCCAGGCCUUUGAAUGCCUUCCUCAGGUCACAGGUCAAGGCCCAGGUGUGUCUGCUGGUGCCUUCAGCUCCGUCCUCAGCCUUGAAGUCCACCACAGGAUAGGCUGGACCUUGGCCCCCCACCCCGUCCGUCCCUGUCCCUGUGUUUGGUUUCUGGAUUUCCCUCUGGAGCCCACCCCAGGCCAGGAGCCCCCUGCCUACCCAGCUGUGGCGGAAGCAGCCGUCUGCCUUCCGAGGCAUCCUGAGCCCCGGGCCUGGCUGCUGAACUCGGCCUGCUCUUCCUGGAGAGCCCCGGGCGCCCCCUCCCCGUGCACACGUGCCACCCAGACUCUGCUGCUUGGCUGAAGGAGACCAGCAGGGGCUCCUGUCCACCUCUCUCUCCCCAGCCAUCUCGGGGAGUUUGUCCUGCGCAUGGCCACUCUCAGAUCUCACUGAACACGUCAGUCGCGAGGGGGAUGGAGGGCUGUGUGGCGUUCUGUCUAGGAUGGAGAGCAGGCAGCGUGGGUGGGAAGAAGAGGAAACGGCUGGCUCUGGCUGAACUUUGCGAAGUUCCCAGCUGUCUGUGCUGUUUGGCUGAGGCCUGGGUGGCUGUGGGGUCCUGUCCCCCAGAGCUGUCGUGACCCGGGUGGGUCCUGGGUAUCACCUGCUGGUUCUGCACUGGGACCGUGCCCCUCCCAUGAGUGUCAGCCGCAGGAGCAGGAGACAGCAGUCCUGUGCAUGUGGAGGGGGUGGGGUAGUACCUGAAGAGGGGCUGGUCCAGGGAGCUGCCCUUGGCGCUGGCUCGUCCUCAGAGGUCACAGAUCUCUGGAGCAGGGGUUUUACUGCUUUGCCUGAGUAGAGUUUGCUGAUCUCUCCGUUUCUUAGGUCAGCAUCUCAUUGCCUUUCUUCCGGCACAGCGCCUUCGGCCAGGGCCCAGGGUGUUCCCAGCAAUGCUCUCCUAGGAUGGGGUUUCAGAGGAAGCCCCUCCGGGCACAGCUGCGUUUCUUCCUCCCUCCUGCCCACCCCCUUCCAUCACCACCAUCUGCUCUCUGCCUGCGAUCUCUGCCUGCCUGUGCUUUGGAGGUGAAAUUUCACAUUCCGCCCCCACCCACCAGUGUACUGGAGCGCCUGAAUCCCUGCUCUGAAGUUUUAAAUUAAAGCUGGUGUGUUUUUCCUCACAAAAAUCAGCAAAGCUCCAAACAAGAAUGGUUUGGGUUUUUAGUUCUCUCUAUUGCCAGAGGAAACUGUGCCUCUUACAGCCAUGUGCGUUCCAUUCACUCGCUCACACCCAGGACUGACUCCCAGGGCUCCAUGCCAGGAAGGUGUAGCCCAAGAAAGAAACCAGAAGCUGUGGGACCCCGAGCGCUAGGGGCAUCCUGUACCUGCAGCACACAACUGGAGCAGGAACAGAUCCAGGCCCGCCCCCCUCCUGUCCCCCCGCAGGAGCCAGGUGGGAUGGGGGCCCUCGGCUCACCCGUCCUGUGGCUGUCUUCUCUGGUCGGGGCUCUGUAGGUUUCUGCUCCUUUCCUGAGUGUGGAUCGCCUGCUUAGUCUGUGUGGCUCCAGCACCUUCCCUUGGAGAAGUGUGGUCUUGGAAGGGUGAGAGGAGGGAUGCCGGCUGCACUGACUCUCAUUGCUGUGGGGCAGGGACAGGAACCUGGCAGCUUCCCCAGCUACUGUCCAUUUUUCCAGUAAUGCAGCCACGUUAGAGUGGGAACAGAGGUGUCCCAGUGUGGUGGAGAUGGGCAUAGGGGUAGUGACAGGAAACAGGGCUUGAGUGACAGUCUAACAGGCAGAGGCACCUGUGACACCCUCACAGAGGUCGGCCAGUGUGGCCCUCGCUGUGCAAAACACCUCCGAUAGGAGUCAGAUGGGAGGUUCUGUCCAAACAUGCGUGAGAAAAUGGGGUUAAAGGAUGAGGCUAUUUUUGGGCAAAAAGUAUUUGGCAAUCAAUAUAUACCCAGCUCCAUUUUUCCGUGAGCGUUUUGAAGUCGUCUUGAAGGUGCCACUGAGUUCCUGUUGCCAGCUCCCAGCUCCUGCUCCCGCUCAGCCUCGUCACACCCAGUGCUGGGCCCCUCCCCAGCAGGUUGGGAUCACAGGUGGCCUGUUGGCGUUGUCCACCCAGGGGGAGGCAGAGCGUAACCGGCCUCCGGUGCCUUGUGUGCUGUCUGCAUGCUGAGCUCUGUUCUGAGGGUGAUGGGGGGGGCGGGGGCAGGGGGCUUGCUUGGUGCCAAGGAUGAGCGGCCCCAAGGGGCUGGAAACUUCAGCCACACAGCCCUUCACCCCAUGAGAAGAAAGCCGCUCAGUGCUGCCUGCCUGGGCAGAAGGGUGGGCUUUUGUGAUAAAUUAUUGUUUGUGCUGUGUAAAUACAAGAUGUUUAUAGGAAAUCUGUAAUCUGGGCUCUACCUACAGAACGAGUCGCUACACAAAAAUAGUUCUAUGCUUUAGAAUAUGUUGACUGUAAAGUAUUUAUUUCCAUCCACGACCCACACGCACACGGAUCACCGGCUCCCGCUAAGCCAGUGUGUCCCAUGUAGCCACACAGUAAGAUCCUGUUCUGGAUCCAUGGUUGCGCUGGCUCAGGACACGGAGAAGCCGUGCUCCUUAGCGCUCCCUGCUUUCCCUUCAUCCAGGGGAUUCCCUGCCUGGUGGUGGACCCCUGGCCGGACCUGGCACCUUCAGUACCGCGCGCCUUGCCUCCACGCGGGGAGGAGGACAGGGUCUUUCUCCUCGUGUGGCUGAGCCGCAGGAGUCACCCCCAUCCUUGUGCGGAGGCGGAGCAGGGGCGGGAGAGAACUGGGGACAGCUGGGGCCAGGAACACGCAGAACACUGAACUGCCCACCGACCCCACGUCUCCAUUGCCGUGGUACAUUCAUCGGUGUCCAAGGAGCUGCAGGGCAGGCACUGCCUUGUGUGAGUAAAAUGCAACCUGGCUCUUCCUCGGCAGUUUAAAGUGGCAACUAUUUUUGUGUAUGACUAAUUUAUUUGUAUUAUUGUAAAAAUGCAAUAAAUGCGCCA